This is a messenger RNA of Nymphaea colorata (pocket water lily), 1851 nucleotides long. RefSeq names its product pectinesterase-like. The record is from RefSeq and is a predicted model, not a curated record. Gene Ontology annotation, molecular function: pectinesterase inhibitor activity; pectinesterase activity. Lineage: Eukaryota; Viridiplantae; Streptophyta; Magnoliopsida; Nymphaeales; Nymphaeaceae. The transcript has 4 exons. The coding region runs from base 1 to 1851 and encodes 616 amino acids. Gene Ontology annotation, biological process: cell wall modification.
AUGAGCGGCAUUAACUCGUUUAGUGCCGGGUAUGACAAUGUAAACGAAGCUACUGCAGAGAGGAGCUCAUGGCGAAGAAGAACCAGGAAGAGGGUCGCCAUUAUCACAUUCUCAUCCGUCCUUCUCGCCAUUAUCGUCGUUGCUGCCGUCGUCGGCACGAAGGCUUCCAGGAGCAAGAAGGAUGAUGAACCCGUAGCAGCGGCCACGCCUACCAGCGUCGUCAAGAUGACAUGCUCGGUGGUACCUUACACGGACACGUGUGUCCAGAGCUUCAGCAACCUCACCGACCCAGAUCACGCGACGCCGGAGCAGCUCUUCACCCUCACGCUGCAGAUCGCCAUGAACGACCUGGUGGGGAUAGCCGGCAUCCCUGGGCAACUCGCAGCAAGGGUGAACGACACCAAGUUGAAGCAAGCCUUGACAAACUGCCAGACCUUCAUAGAUGACUCCAUUUACUAUGUUAACUCCUCCAUCUCCGCUGUUAACGCAAUUCACGGAGGGAAACUGAAUGAAUCCAAAGUGGAGGAUCUCAGGACUUUGCUCAGUGCGGUGUUGACCAACUUCGACACUUGCUUAGAUGGAUUAGAAAACACCACCGGCGGGUUCAGAGAGGUAAUACAGAAGGCUAUAACCAACUCAACCAAGUUGACCAGCAACAGCCUCGCCAUCGUAACAAAGGUCCUCGGCCUGCUGAGCAAGUACGAUAUUGGCGGUGGUCUGCACCGUCGGCUCCUCUACACCACCGCCGUCGAAGUACUCGACGAUGGUUUCCCGCCAGCCAAGAAACCAAAAAAGACCACAAAGGAGCCUGAAAAGAAACCAACAAAGCCGAGCACGCCACCACCACCACCACCAACAAAGCCGAGCACGCCACCACCACCACCAACAACCACAAAGCCAACAGAGCCAGGCAUCAAGGCGGACGUGGUGGUGGCGAAAGACGGGUCUGGGGACGUUAAAACGGUGGCUGCCGCCAUUGCCAAAGCGAAGGACGUGAGCACUGGUAGCAGGUUUAUCAUCUACGUUAAGAAAGGUGUCUAUGCCGAAACUGUCACUGUUGACAAGAAGUUACCGAACAUCAUGCUUGUUGGAGACGGAAUGGACGCCACCACAAUCACCGGCAGUCUGAACAGCGUGGACGGCGUGCAAACCUACAAUUCCGCGACCUUUGCUGUGGAAGGACCAGGAUUCAUAGCUAAAGACAUUGGUUUCGCAAACACCGCCGGAGCAGCCAAACACCAGGCAGUCGCACUUCGCGUGAACGGCGACAAGGCCGUGUUCUACCGGUGCAAGUUCGACGGAUUCCAAGACACGCUCUACGUCUACACCAUGCGUCAAUUCUUCAGCCAGUGCACAAUUUUGGGAACCAUCGAUUUCAUCUUCGGAAACUCAGCUGCCGUCUUCCAGAGCUGCGCCAUCGUGGUGAAACAGCCGAUGGCCGGCCAAUCGAACACAGUCACAGCUCAAGGAAAAACCGAUCCGAACCAGAACACUGGCAUAUCCAUUCACAUGUCCGCCAUUAAUCCGGCUUCCAGCCAAGUCACAGCAAAAACUUAUUUGGGGAGGCCAUGGAAGGACUAUGCUACGACGGUUAUCAUGAAAACCAACAUCGGUAAGGUGGUGGAUCCCGCCGGUUGGUUGCCGUGGACAGGAAACACGGCUCCUGACACGAUCUUCUACGCCGAGUAUCAGAACACUGGAAGCGGAUCCUCCACGAGCGGAAGAGUGAAAUGGAAGGGGUACAACCCAUCUCUCCCGGCUUCUACGGCCGCAAAAUACGCUCCCGGUCAGUUCAUCAGUGGCGACGAAUGGAUUUCAGGUUCUGGAGCUCAAUAUCAGUCCGGUCUCUGA